AUGACAGCGACCAUUCCUCACGAGUCGCUGAAUACCACACUCGCGGGUCUUCGGACCCCGGACGUGAUUCAAUUUCGAGGCAUUCCGUAUGGUCGUAUCCCGCGACGAUUCGCUGCACCCGAGAAACUGGAGAGAUAUCCUAGAUUUCUUGACUGCACCAACUUUGGACCUCGGUGUCCGCAAGUUGCUGUAGAUGUCGGGCAUUUGCUACGCAUCCCUCCGGAACAUACGUUCCUAGAUGAGCCGGAGGAUGAGUUUAGAUACAUGAGCAAAAUAGUAGCCGACUCCCUCAGACUGGGAAAGCCAAUGAUCGCUGUGUCCGUCCAGUACCGACUCAAUGUUUUCGCUCUUGGCAAUGGACAAGGGCCUCCGAACUUAGCUCUUCGUGAUCAAGAGCUGGCUUUGCAGUGGGUUCAGGAACAUAUCGCUGGCUUUGGUGGUGAUCCGGAUAUGGUCACUCUAGCGGGUGAGAGCGCCGGAGCUAUUUACUGUCACGCCCACCUUGUUGCAAACGCGCGCGUGCAACAAGUCAUUCUAUCAUCUGGCUCGUUGUUCCUGUCGCCACCUCAGCCUCGACAAUUGGUAGCAAGCUUUCGGGACACGAUUUCCAAGGAACUGGAUCAAACGCUCAAUCUGGAAACUGCAUCUGCAAGUGAGAUUGUUGAAGCAGUCAGAAGAUCUGGUCUGCAGUCAUUUUUCCUCGAAUGGGAAGAAUCCUUCAAUGCUUGGCAGACCAAGACGGGCUGUGUAGAGAGAUUACUACUCAGCGACGUGACGAAAGAGGGAGCGAUUUACCAAGCUGGUGUAUGGGCAACGGACCCAGACUACAUAGCGAAAGCGUUUGAUGCUUCCGAGCAAUAUGGUGGUGAGCUCAAGAAGUUGUACCAUAUAUAUCCCGACCGACCUUCAUCCUGCAAAACAGGGGCGUUGGACUUCAUCAACGACUACAAAUACCUACUACCAGUUCAACUUCUCGAGAAAUCCUUCAAAGAUGCAGGUAAGUCUGUUCUCAGAUGUCUGAUAGACGAAGCAAAUCCAUGGCAACCCUCGAGUGGCGCUCAUCAUGCCGUCGACCUCGUUCUCUUGUUCGGAGGCUUUGAUCUGAGAUUCUCACCUAGUGCUGAGCGCGUUGGUCAGGCUAUGCGCGAGGCGUGGAUCAAGUUUAUCUGUGGAGGCGAACCAUGGUCUGAGGCCACGGAGAAGUAUUAUGGUUUCGGCCCCUAUGGAAGUCUGAAGACGCUUGAAGAUUGGGAAGUUCAGUCACGCAGACGCGUUGGAUUAGCGGAGAAGUUGAGUGAGAUGGAGAGUUCGUUGUUAGACAAGACAUCUCGUGGUCUCGCGGCUGGGAAAGUGAGUUUGUUGAACUGA
Messenger RNA from Fusarium subglutinans, 1368 nucleotides. Its product is annotated as carboxylesterase. The record is from RefSeq and is a predicted model, not a curated record. The transcript is spliced from 5 exons. Bases 1 to 1368 code for a protein of 455 amino acids. Lineage: Eukaryota; Fungi; Ascomycota; Sordariomycetes; Hypocreales; Nectriaceae.